AUGGAAGUGGUUCAUCAUUGCUGCAAAGCAUCCAAAGUUUCACCACAAGGAGGAGAUGAUUUUAUUAGCAGCAUGCCAGAGAAUGUGAUUGCUAAUAUUAUGGAUCGUUUGCCGUUAACAGAUGCAGUGGGGACCAGUGUUUUGUCACCAGCUUGGAGGUUUAAUUGGACCCUUCUUACCCAACUCAUACUUGACGAUGACGUCGUUGAUAGUUUACCUGAAGACUUUAAUAAAAGCGAUAUAAGUAGACUUCUCCUUCAUCUUAAACAAGUUACAAAAUUUUGCCUCACUAUAACCAGCAACAUCAAAUUAGAUGAUGCAGAUAUGUAUCAUUGGCUUAUGUUCCUGUCCAGAAUACGAGGAUUUAAGGAACUCACUUUAUAUAAUGCCCGUCCAACACCACUUAAGUUGCCUACCCAUCUUUUCUCGUGUUUAGACUUGAAGCAUUUGGAGCUUUGUGACUGUGUUUUGUCUCCCUCCCCUUAUUUUCGUGGUUUUCCAAAGCUAUUGACCUUAGAGUUGGAUGAUGUAAGUAUUCCAGAACACAAGUAUGGGGAAUUUAUUGCCCGGUGUCCCUUACUUGAGACCCUCAAAAUUUGGAAUAGGGACCUUAUCGGGGAAGUGAAAUUGGUUGAGAUUGCGAAACUCAAAAAUCUCAAGGUGGUACGUUUGUCAUCGUGUUUGCUUGACAUUCAUAUAAAUAUGGUCAGACUCUCCACUGUCUUCCAUCGUAUGUCUCUUCUCCCAAAACUUCUGGACCUGAAUUUAAGUUUGAAAAACUGUGAGUUCUUGUUGGAAGAUGUUGCUCAAACUGCAUUCUCCUCCACCUUUCCUUUCCUCAAGUCUCUUGGAUUAUACCACAUGGAUUUUAGUAGUGUCUCCAUGUUAUCAUGUGCUUUUGCAAUGAUUUUUGGCUGCCCAAAUUUGCAAGCCCUUUCUAUCUAUGCUAUGUACAAGAAUGUUAUCCCACUACCUACCAUAUUUCCUUCAGAGGUAGACUGCAGCACGACGGGGAAGCUGCAGCUUCAGAAGGUGACUUUAGUAUGGAUAAAAGGUUUGGAAAAUGAAGUUUGUUUGAUUAAGUACAUACUGGCUUGUUCCCCUAAGCUAAAGAGCAUUGAAAUUCAACUCGACUCGUCCAUAGCAAGCAAUGUCAACGACAAGUAUAAGCUUGCUAACAAGUUGCUGAAGCUCCAUCGAACGUCUCCAAUAGCUGAAGUAGUUAUCCUCUAGUUUGUUGGUGUAUUCAUGAACUAAUUUUACAUUUCCUGUUGUUUUGUAUUGAUUUUGUGACUUCUGCGCAUGACGUGCCUUUUCCAUCUACUUGUCUAUUUCAGCAAAACUUCUGUUUUGAUUUUCGGAUACAUCUUAAGUUAAUUUUCGGAUACACCUUAAUUUUAUAUUUCCAGUUGUUUUCUAUUGAU
Molecule: messenger RNA, 1424 nt
Organism: Erigeron canadensis
Lineage: Eukaryota; Viridiplantae; Streptophyta; Magnoliopsida; Asterales; Asteraceae
Product: F-box/FBD/LRR-repeat protein At1g13570-like
Exons: 3
Coding region: 1-1233 (410 amino acids)
Molecular function (GO): protein binding
Source: RefSeq, a predicted model, not a curated record